ACUUAACUCAAGUUGGGUUUGGCAAAAUCGCCCAUUUCUGUAUCUGCUUCGGAGCUUCCGAAGAUUAUAUAAAAAAAAAGUCUUAAGAGAAAACGGUGUUCCUCUGUCACCUAUUGAUCUUUUGUCCCUCUCAUGGGCUCUAUAUACUCUGUAUAUCACAUUCUUCUUCAUCUUCUUCAUCUUCUUCUUCUUCUUUGACAUAGAAGUUGAAAAAUAUCAUAUCUUUCAUUCCCUUUCCUUCCGUCCAUAUAUAUUUUGUUUUUCUCGUUGUUUAUUUCGUUUUGGGUAGUGGGUGUAAAUGGCCAAUGCAUCUGGGUUCUUUACUCCCUCAGUUCCCAGCUUGAGAAGGAGGAUUCAACCUUCGAUAGCGAUUUACCGAUCUGGGCUUUGCUCCCCUGAGGGAUUCUCCAAGAGGGUAAUCUGCUCCGGCACCAUUCAUGGCGAAGAGAAGCUUUCUUCUGGUGCUUCCCCUUCUGAAUCUCGGAUACCCAGGCUGGUCAGCAAAGGCUGCAAAUUGGUUGGUUGUGGCUCAGCAACACCCACUCUGAAGGUUUCCAACGAUGAUCUUGCAAAAGUUGUUGAUACUUCUGAUGAAUGGAUAUCUGUUCGAACUGGGAUUCGUAAUCGACGAGUUCUUUCAGGCAAAGAUAGCUUGACGGCUUUAGCGGUAGAGGCAUCAAGGAAAGCUCUUGAGAUGGCGCAGGUUGAUCCUGAUGAUGUGGACCUAGUCUUGAUGUGCACAUCAACACCCGAGGAUCUUUUUGGUAGUGCUCCUCAGAUCCAAAAAGCACUUGGCUGCAAAAGAAAUCCUUUGGCUUAUGAUAUUACAGCUGCAUGUAGCGGAUUUGUGUUGGGUCUAGUAUCGGCUGCUUGUCACAUUAGGGGAGGCGGAUUUCAAAAUGUUCUGGUUAUUGGAGCUGAUGCCCUUUCUCGAUAUGUUGAUUGGACGGAUAGAGGUACUUGUAUUCUCUUUGGAGAUGCUGCUGGUGCUGUGUUAGUGCAGGCCUGUGACAGUGAAGAAGAUGGUUUAUUUGGUUUUGACCUGCAUAGUGAUGGUGAUGGCCAAAGACAUCUAAAUGCCAGCAUCAAAGAAAAUGAAGCAGAUAAUGCGUUAGGAUCAAAUGGUUCAGUGUUAGGCUUCCCUCCAAGGCGCUCCUCAUAUUCCUGUAUUCAAAUGAAUGGCAAAGAGGUCUUUCGAUUUGCUGCACGAUGUGUGCCACAGUCAAUUGAGUCAGCCCUUGGAAAGGCUGGCCUCCAUGGAUCAAGCAUUGAUUGGUUACUGCUUCAUCAGGCAAACCAGAGGAUCAUUGAUGCUGUUGCUGCACGUUUACAAGUCCCACCAGAACGGGUCAUAUCAAAUUUGGCGAACUAUGGCAACACAAGUGCUGCUUCCAUUCCAUUAGCAUUGGAUGAAGCUGUCCGAAGUGGGAAGGUCAAGGCAGGCCAUACCAUAGCUGCCGCCGGCUUCGGAGCGGGUCUUACAUGGGGUUCUGCCAUUAUCAGAUGGGGAUAAACCUCCAUUUUCCAGCCCAAUCACCCUACUAACACAAGAGAAAAUAUUUUGAGUAUGAGGUGUAGUUCUCCAAUUCCUUAUGUGCUGCUCUCCAUUUACUUUCCCCAAAAAAAAAAGCAGGCAUAUUCUCCAUAAGCCCCUUUUUGUUUGUUUGGCUUUUGAUACGUUUUAGCUUUUGCAAACUCAAUAAAUUUUAUUCUUUUCGACAGUCCA
Molecule: messenger RNA, 1726 nt
Organism: Corylus avellana
Lineage: Eukaryota; Viridiplantae; Streptophyta; Magnoliopsida; Fagales; Betulaceae
Product: 3-ketoacyl-acyl carrier protein synthase III
Biological process (GO): fatty acid biosynthetic process
Cellular component (GO): chloroplast
Molecular function (GO): 3-oxoacyl-[acyl-carrier-protein] synthase activity
Source: RefSeq, a predicted model, not a curated record